This is a messenger RNA of Dendrobium catenatum, 3293 nucleotides long. RefSeq names its product kinesin-like protein KIN-7F. Lineage: Eukaryota; Viridiplantae; Streptophyta; Magnoliopsida; Asparagales; Orchidaceae. The record is from RefSeq and is a predicted model, not a curated record. Gene Ontology annotation, molecular function: microtubule motor activity; ATP binding; microtubule binding. The transcript is spliced from 17 exons. Bases 153 to 3293 code for a protein of 1046 amino acids. Gene Ontology annotation, biological process: microtubule-based movement.
GCCGCCGUUUUCGAGAUCUCCAUCAACACCUUCAGCAGUCUUGUGGCGGCCUCCGCAUCACCGGCCGGCGUUCGAGCCACCAUCUCGUAUCCCAGAGCCAGAAGCGCGUCUCCAGUCAUAAGCUCUGUUCCGAGGGAGAAUUCGGUGAGGGGAUGGUGGCUGAUGACGGCGUUGUGGGCGUGUCUGACGGCGUGGAUGAGUUGGAGGGCGCAGGCAGCGUUAAUGGCAAGGUUAGGGUCUCCGCCGACGAGUUCGGAGGCGGCGAGGCAGAGGGAAGGGGCGAUGGUCGGGGGAGUGGAGGAGGAGAGGAGGCGGUGGAUUGGGGUCUUGACGGAGGGGUGGAGAGUGGAAAUGGCGGUGCCGGCGGCGGAAAGGAGGAGAGGAUUUAUGUUUCGGUGAGGGUUAGACCUCUCAGUUCCAAGGAAAUUGAGAGAAAAGAUCCAUCAGAUUGGGAGGUCAUCAAUAACACUACUAUCAUAUUUAAGAACAAUCUCCCAGAUAGGUCUAUGUCUCCCAGCGCUUAUACAUAUGAUAGAGUCUUUGAUUAUAAUUGUGACACGAGAAAAGUUUACGAGGAGGGAGCAAAGGAGAUUGCUCUUUCUGUACUCAGUGGCAUCAACUCAAGCAUUUUUGCUUAUGGACAAACCAGCAGUGGAAAGACUUACACAAUGAAUGGAAUAGCAGAGUACUUUGUGGAAGAUAUUUAUGAUUACAUGGAGAAGCAUGAGGAGAGGGAAUUCCUACUGAAAUUUUCAGCUAUGGAGAUAUAUAACGAAGCAGUUAGAGAUCUUCUCAGUUCUGACAAUAGCCAUCUUAGGCUUCUUGAUGAUCCAGAGAGAGGAACUAUUGUUGAAAAGCUCACCGAGGAAACAUUAAGGGAUGAAAGCCAUCUUAAGGAGCUUCUUGCUAUUUGUGAAGCUCAAAGACAGAUAGGCGAGACCACAUUAAAUGAAGCAAGCUCCAGAUCUCACCAGAUACUCAGACUGACAAUAGAAAGCUCGGCUAGAGAAUUUCGUGCUAGCUCUCUUGCAGCCACUGUGAACUUCGUUGAUUUGGCUGGUAGUGAACGAGCUUCUCAGACAUUGUCUGCUGGGACAAGGCUGAAAGAAGGUAGUCACAUUAAUAGGAGUUUGCUUACUCUGGGAACUGUCAUUCGCAAGCUUAGCAAUGGAAGAAAUGCUCAUGUUCCUUAUCGAGAUUCAAAGCUGACACGAAUAUUACAGAAUUCACUAGGGGGUAAUGCAAGAACUGCCAUCAUUUGCACAAUGAGCCCUGCAAGGAGCCAUAUUGAGCAAACGAGAAACACACUUUUGUUUGCAAGCUGUGCAAAGGAAGUAGCUACCAGCGCACGUGUCAAUGUUGUCAUGUCAGACAAGGCGCUCGUAAAACAUUUACAGAGAGAACUUGCAAGAUUAGAAGAUGAACUGAGAUAUGUCGGCUCGAUCCACAAAACAACUAAUACAGAUGAACUGAAGGUGAAAGAUGAACAGAUAGUAAAGAUGGGAAAAGAGAUAAAGCUGCUAAUUCAGCAGAGAGAUCUUGGUCAGGCUCAACUUGACAAUUUGCUUAGAUCCAUUGGGGAUGAUCAAGCGUCGAGACGAUUGGAGGAAACCAGAGGAUUAUCAAUGCGACAUAUACGCAAUCCUUUUGAUGAUGUUCAUUCUUCAAGACACUGGGAUGAAUCCAGCCAACUGUCUGUUUAUCGUGCCGGUACUUCAGAAGAUGAAUCAUUGACAUCCGAGGCCUCGGGAAUUUGUUACCAGAGUCCAGAAUUUGGAAUUUCAAAGUGCCGGAUACCGCAUUCGAACAAUUACUAUGAAGCCAAUCUACAGUCGUCGGCGAUAACAAGGUUGUCUGAAACCUCAGUGGGCAUAGAAAGAUACAUUGCUCAAAAUGCUUCUCGAGCUCCUGAGAUUGCUUCUGAAACUUCUGAAGAUCACUGCAAGGAAGUUCAGUGUAUUGAAAUGAAUGAUUUGAAUGUAAAUAAGGAUGAGUUUAGUCUAUUGUUAGAUGAAGACUGUGACAAUCUGAUCCCCACAUCCUUUGUUGCUAAAGCAAAAGCGGCUCAAAGUCUGAAACAUCAAGUGGGAGUGAGACGAGCUUGCAAAAAUCUUGUCAAACCAGAUAUCGAUGAACCAACUCUAUGGCCUUUUGGGGAGGAUUUUCCUAGCUUUAGAUCCUCUUCGCCUUCUACAAAUCUUAGGGGAAAACCAGGACCUUGUUCAGAUUAUUUUGGCCGCCAGAAUCUCGAGGAAAAUAACAAUGCACCUUACAGCUCGGCUAAGAAGCUUUUGAUAAGACCCGAAGAUGCCUCAACUGGAAAUUCUUCUAUAAGUUGUGGCUCAGAAACUGAAGCACUUUUUGGAUUGUUUAAGAAAUCAGAAUUUUUUUCGGAUGAGGAGGUCAAAUUUAAAGAUUUCAAGGUUCCUGAGAAGUUACCCAAACUUCAGCAUACUAGAAAUUGCGAAGAUAAGCUUAGAGCAAAGCAUUGUAAGACUCCUUCUGAAGUGGACAUUCCAAGCAUUUCGAACUUUGUUGAAGGAAUGAAGGAAAUGGCUCAGGUUCAAUGUCAGAAACAAUUGUCAAAGAAACGGGAGAUGCAUGAUACCUCCUUUGACAACUAUAUGUUUGAGAAAACUGCAAGAGAUUCCAGUACAGGCCUAUUGAUACGUUGCACAGAAUCUCCCUCUCAGUGGCCUUUGGAGUUUGAAAAACUACAGAGAGAAAUUAUUGAACUCUGGGAUGCAUGUAUUGUCUCCCUGAUCCACAGGACUUAUUUCUUCCUACUCUUUAAAGGUGAACCUGCUGAUUCUAUUUACAUGGAAGUGGAGCGUAGGAGGCUGUCUUUUCUCAAAAAGAUGAUAUCUCAGGACAAUGGAAAUGACACUCUUUCUUCAAGCAUAAAGAAUCUUCGACGUGAGAGAGAUAUGCUCCAUAAGAGGAUGCUGAAAAAGCUCUCAAAGGAGGAAAGGGAGGCUCUUUACCGCAAAUGGGGCAUCAAAUUGGCCUCUAAGCAGCGUAGAAUGCAGCUGGCUCGGCUGCUAUGGACCAAUACAAUGGACAUGGAACAGAUAAGAGAAAGUGCUCUACUUGUGGCAAAGCUUAUUGGUCUCCUUGAACCAGAGCAGGCUCUCAAGGAGAUGUUUGGACUCAGCUUCACACCACAUAAGACUCAUCGUAGAUCUUCCAGCUGGAAGCAGAUAUCUUCUUUCAGAAAGUUGUGGAUGCUGCAUCUAGUUGGGGUGGCUGUAGCUAUUUGUAAAAAUAGUUGUGGGGUUGCUACUAAAAAAUAG